Messenger RNA from Triplophysa dalaica, 1881 nucleotides. RefSeq names its product abhydrolase domain containing 17B, depalmitoylase (gene abhd17b). Bases 312 to 1178 code for a protein of 288 amino acids. Gene Ontology annotation, molecular function: palmitoyl-(protein) hydrolase activity. The record is from RefSeq and is a predicted model, not a curated record. Gene Ontology annotation, biological process: protein depalmitoylation. NCBI's taxonomy places the organism in Eukaryota, Metazoa, Chordata, Actinopteri, Cypriniformes, Nemacheilidae. Gene Ontology annotation, cellular component: endosome membrane; plasma membrane. The transcript is spliced from 4 exons.
AGACCGCAGAAAGCGUUGUGAGAUGAGAUCACCUGGAUCGGACGUAUUAGAUUAGAAAUUCUGCUCGAGUCUCCGUUUCUACAUCAAAAUAGCGGGUUUUCAUAUGGUCAUCAAAAAGAGACCACAUGUUGACAAGAUCGACCGAGCUGGACGAGCCGGAGGCAGGUUUUGAGGGACUCUUGGUUAAGUGGACGAAGUGGUCAUUUUAUGGGACUCACUGAUCUAAUAUAACGUUACUGACUGCAACAGCCGAAUAAAAGCAUUUCAGACUUCAAUAUUUCCAGUCUCGGGACCUUCUCGCACAGUAAAGAAUGAAUCACCUGUCUUUAAGUGAGCUAUGCUGCCUCUUCUGCUGCCCUCCAUGCCCAAGCAAAAUCACCUCCAAGCUGGCCUUCCUUCCCCCAGAGCCCACAUACACCUUGAUGUGUGACGAGAGCAGCAGUCGCUGGACUCUUCAACUAUCUGAGCGUGCCGAUUGGCAGUACUCUACCCGGGAGAAAGACGCCAUUGAGUGCUUUAUGACCCGGACAUCUAGGGGGAGCCGUAUAGCCUGCAUGUUUGUGCGAUGUUCUCCCAACGCUCGCUAUACCUUGUUGUUUUCGCAUGGUAACGCUGUAGACUUGGGUCAGAUGAGUAGCUUCUACAUCGGCCUGGGCUCCCGCAUCAAUUGUAACGUGUUCUCUUAUGACUACUCUGGUUAUGGAGCAAGCUCAGGAAAGCCCUCGGAGAAAAAUUUGUAUGCUGAUGUGGACGCGGCCUGGCACGCGCUACGGACGAGGUACGGCAUCAGGCCGGAGAACGUCAUCAUUUAUGGGCAGAGCAUUGGCACGGUUCCUUCAGUUGAUCUCGCCUCACGGUACGAGAGCGCCGCCGUUAUUCUCCACUCCCCUCUGACCUCAGGCAUGCGGGUGGCCUUUCCUGACACCAAGAAGACAUACUGCUUUGAUGCAUUUCCAAACAUUGAUAAAAUCUCUAAAGUCACUUCUCCGGUGCUGGUGAUCCAUGGUACGGAGGACGAGGUGAUUGAUUUUUCUCAUGGGCUGGCAUUGUAUGAGCGCUGCCAGCGACCCGUGGAGCCGCUUUGGGUUGAGGGGGCGGGCCACAACGAUGUAGAGUUGUAUGGACAGUACCUGGAACGCUUGAAACAGUUUGUGGCCCAUGAACUUGUGAACUUAUAAAUGGAACCUCAAGAUUAGGACUGACUUCCCUUGAUAAAGGUGCCCCUAAUGCCAGUUAGCAACUGUCAACUUGAAUGCAUUUUCUCAUCCGUUUUUCCUCUCUCAUUGGGUUGCACUGCUCCAUGGUAUAAAGAACAGGGGAGGAGUGUCUUUAUUGCCUUUCUGGGGGUGUUUGUGUAACUUUGGUAGCGUGAGCGGUGGGUCUGCUGAUUUAGUAGCCCAACAUCAGUGUGUACUUAAUGUGUCUUGAAAUUACGUAGAAAAGAAUCAAAUCCAUUCCAUAGAAAAAUACUUUGAUUUUUGCUGUAUGCAUGAGUUUUACGAUGAUGUAGUUAACACGAGUACUGUACAAAGAGGUGCAACAUUCUGACACAAACAUUUGCCAUGCCGGUGAUGCCAAAUGAUCUUUGAUAUGCUACUAUGUAAUAGAAUCUUGUUUGAAUGUUUAUAGAGUGUUCGGUUUAACUACACUCUGUAUGUUAUUCAUUUUAGCAAUUUAAUUAGGAUUUGUUUUUCUACAUGUCGAUAUUAAAAUGUAUUAUCCACCAUUCUAGAUCUUGAAAAUAAUGUGGGACAGUAGUGUCCGUUUUAACUGUCAAAUAAAUAAAUUUGUUUAAAAAAAUAAAGUUUAUUUAUGAUGUAUAAUAGCCCAAACUGGACACACAUUUCAAUAAAGUAAUUACUUCACUAUAUGUGUAUUUAA